AUGGGUAACUACUCGAAAGCACUUGAAUUUUACGAAAAAGCACUUAAAAUCUUCGAAAAAGCUCUGCCUCCGAAUCAUCCCGAUUUGGCUACUUCCUACAACAACAUCGGUGGAUUGUAUGGGAACAUUGGUAACUACUCGAAAGCACUUGAAUUUUACGAAAAAGCACUUAAAAUCUUCGAAAAAGCUCUGCCUCCGAAUCAUCCCGAUUUGGCUACUUCCUACAACAACAUCGGUCAAGUGUAUUACAACAUGGGUGACUACCCGAAAGCACUUGAAUUUUUCGAAAAAAAAGCACUUAAAAUCUUCGAAAAAGUUCUGCCUCCGACUCAUCCCGAUUUGGCUACUUCCUACAACAACACCGGUGGAGUGUAUU
Rotaria sordida is the source of this 376-nucleotide messenger RNA. NCBI's taxonomy places the organism in Eukaryota, Metazoa, Rotifera, Eurotatoria, Philodinida, Philodinidae. The record is from the annotation of a GenBank genome assembly.